Molecule: messenger RNA, 897 nt
Organism: Pneumocystis jirovecii RU7
Lineage: Eukaryota; Fungi; Ascomycota; Pneumocystomycetes; Pneumocystales; Pneumocystaceae
Exons: 1
Coding region: 1-897 (298 amino acids)
Molecular function (GO): hydrolase activity
Source: RefSeq, a predicted model, not a curated record
AUGAACGAUAAUACACCGUCAACACAACCACGUCUUCCAACUCUUUCGGAUCUUCCUUCACCUCUUGUCGGGACUAUAGUAGCACAUGAUACUUCGGUCUCCAAUUGUCUUAUUUUACUCCAUGGACUUGGUGAUUCUCAUCUCCCAUUUGCACAGCUAGCUCGUUGCCUUAACCUCCCACAAACCGUCUGUAUUAGUCUCCGUGGCUUAAAACCCGUCCCCCUAGUAUCCGACUUAUCCGACGAUGGCUCUGGAUCUUGGCACUGGGGUGCUGACUUAGCCUUUGACCAGGAUGGCCUUGUUUCAGACGAUGCCGAUCUACACGAUGCCAUUCAGGCACUCCAGGUACUCUGCAGGGUACUCACUGCUCCCCUUCCUACUGGCUGUGGCUUCCGUUCUCAAGCCAUCUUUCUCAUGGGCUUUGGCCAGGGCGGCCGCCUUGCUUUGCUUCUUGCUCUUGCACAGGGCACUCUUCCUUCCAUUUCCCCUACUUCUAUACAUCCAAACUCUACUCAGCCCUCUUACACCUCCCGUCUUGGUGGCGUCUUAUCUAUUGGCGGCAUUAUCGAACACAUCCCCCCUUCCAGCCAAAAUACCCCUUCUUUUACACCAAAUCUCCAUCAUUCACACUCAGACAGCUCCUCUAGCGGCCUUUUUACUCCUCUAUCAACCCUUCCACCUCAACAAUCAUCUCCCCGUAUACCCACACCUAUACUUAUUUGUGGCGGCGAUGACGACUCUUCUAUCACCCCUGACGCAAUACAAACACUUAGGGGCAUAUUCUACGACGUGGAACAGAUCAUAUGGGACGAUCAUUACGCUGAUACAAUGCCUCAUUCUCCUCGUGAAUGGUAUCCACUUCUUCAGUGGUUUUCACGACGUCUCCUUCACACUUAG